AUGACUUUUAGAUUUGGUCAAAAGUUCCUUGACAUACGACACUUUGCUAGAGGCUUUUUAACUCGACAAUCGUCACCUGUUAAAGCUCAUGCUUUAAUACCUUUUGUAGUUGAACAAACGGUAGACGAUAGUGUAGCGGCUGUAGUUGUAGCUCAAUUACUAUUUCUUGAAGCCGAAAAUCCAGAAAAACCGAUUAGCUUAUACAUUAAUAGUCCUGGUGGUACCGUAACCGCCGGUGAACCAGGAAAACGUUAUACACUUCCAAAUUCUACUAUAAUGAUACAUCAACCAAUAGGCGGUGCAUCAGGUCAAGCAACUGAUAUUGCUAUUCAUGCUAAAGAGAUAUUAAGAGUUAGAGAAAGAUUAAAUAAAAUUUAUAAAAAACAUUAUUAUUAUAUGACUGCUGAGGAAGCUCUAGAGUUUGGCUUGGUUGAUAGAGUUUUGGAAAAAAGGGAAGUUACUCCACCAGAACCAUUAAAAUAA
Racocetra fulgida is the source of this 483-nucleotide messenger RNA. The record is from the annotation of a GenBank genome assembly. NCBI's taxonomy places the organism in Eukaryota, Fungi, Glomeromycota, Glomeromycetes, Diversisporales, Gigasporaceae.